UUGUAAUAGAAAAAAGUGCUUAAAAAAAUCUUUAAAAAUGCACAUUACCAGUGAAGUGAGUUCUACCACUACCAGCUCCACAAAUCAAAACAAAAAAGGUUCCAGUAACCGUAAUUCUAAUAAUGAAACUAAUAACAAUAAUUCGAAUACCACAAAUAACAACAAUAAUAGUAAAGAAGGUGCCUCCACUAAAAAACCCGUGGAUACUAGUCCCUAUUUAACUCCAGAAAAUCUAAUUGAAAGAACUGUUGAUGUUCUGCUGGCCGAACAUCCGGGAGAACUUGUUAAGACUGGAUCACCGCAUAUUGUCUGCACCACAUUACCCACACAUUGGCGUUCGAAUAAAACGCUGCCAAUUGCCUUUAAAGUUUUAGCACUGGGUGAGGUAAUGGAUGGUACCAUUGUAACAAUACGUGCCGGUAAUGAUGAAAACUUUUGUGGUGAAUUGCGUAACUGUACGGCAGUGAUGAAAAAUCAAGUGGCCAAAUUUAAUGAUUUACGUUUUGUGGGCCGCAGUGGGAGAGGUAAAAGUUUUUCUCUAAGCAUAAUACUUUCAACAAAUCCCAUACAAAUUGCCACUUAUAAUAAAGCCAUUAAAGUGACGGUAGAUGGACCGCGUGAGCCACGUUCUAAAAUACGGCAUCCUGGUUUUCAUCCGUUUGCCUUUGGGCCUCAACGUUUUGGUCCUGAUCCUCUUAUGGGUGGUUUACCAUUUAAAUUACCUGGUUUCGCUCAUCAUUUAGUAGGCAUGCAUACACAUUUACAUGCACCAGAUUGGAGGACAUUGGGUGGCGGUCACGCUGCUGCUCUAGGACGACCAGGAUUUUCUCACGGAGCGCCUUUCUUUCAUCAUCAACCAACUGCCUUUCCUGCACAUAUGGGCUCAUUAGAGAGGCCAGGUUUAGGCAGAUUAGGGGAGACUCAGCACUUAAAUCAAUUGACACAGUUAACAGUACAUGGUACCCCACACAGCACCACAAGUCCGGAGGGAUCACCAACAACUACCACAGCUGGUUUGCAGCAAGCAUCUUUAACCACUUCCCCGCCUUUGACAACAACCACAAGUGAGAAUGAUAAUAACAUAGAUGCCGGAUUUGAAAGUGAUAGUAUUUCGGUGACAGGGUCACCUAGAAAAACUUCUUCCAUACAUGAAGAUGAUGAUCAGCGUAGUACCUCACCACCGGCAUCGAAUACGGGAAGUGGAGGAGCGUUUACUUCGUUAAUACAACGCAGUCCAGCCUUAAGGAAAAACGAAUUGUUUUCAGGUUUUGCUUCGAAUUUUACUCCCACACACAAUUUUAAUCCCGCACUGGCAGCUCAAUUAUUUUUACAAAAUCCCUUGCUACCACAACCUAGUCAGUGGCUGUAUACUCAGUUGUAUAGCAAUUAUCAGGAGUUUCCAUGGUUUAGAAAUAGCACGCCUGCACAAGCAAGUCAAGCGAAUGUUUUAACGCCCUCGCUAGAACCAAGUACAGCUGCUACACCUUUGCUUCCUUCUUCACUAGCAACUGAUUCCAGUCAGGGUGUGAAUUUAAUUAAAAGAUGUGUCACUUUAAUCUCACAUUCUGAAGCUGAUAACUCGAAACUGACUUCCUCCAGCACCCCGCCACCGGUAACAUCAACACGAAGAUCACCUUCGCCUGUCGAAACCAUUGAUUUGGAUGAUGUUAGUACUACCUCUAGAUCAGCGAGUAGUACUUAUGGACCCAUACGCAGCCGUACUCCCAAACCUUCAGAUGUUUGGCGACCCUACUAGCAACUGCGUAAAGCCAUUGGUCAGGCUUUGGGUUUGAGUAUAUCUGAAACGAAUACAGAGUUUAAGGAAUCUGAUGAAGAGGAUUUUAAUGUAGUAUAAAUGCAAAACGGGAAUGUGUUAUUCCCAGUGAUAAAGGGUGUUUAUAUCUUUAAGUUUAUUUUAAACUUUUGUAACUUUCUAGUCAUUUGACAAAAUAAAAGUAUGACAGUUAUUUGAUAUUUCCAA
Molecule: messenger RNA, 1981 nt
Organism: Lucilia sericata (common green bottle fly)
Lineage: Eukaryota; Metazoa; Arthropoda; Insecta; Diptera; Calliphoridae
Gene: RunxB
Exons: 5
Coding region: 38-1756 (572 amino acids)
Biological process (GO): regulation of DNA-templated transcription
Cellular component (GO): nucleus
Molecular function (GO): DNA-binding transcription factor activity, RNA polymerase II-specific; ATP binding; RNA polymerase II cis-regulatory region sequence-specific DNA binding
Source: RefSeq, a predicted model, not a curated record